UCAAAAUUUGUGCUUGCAUUGAUGAUUGAGGGAGUUUAGAAUGAACCUCUUCAUAAAUGCAAAAGGUCCUUGAAGGACCUAUUUGUUUAGCAUAGAAAGUGCUGCCAAUUUAGGUGGAAGAAAACCACUGGCAGCCAAUAGCAGGCACCUGCAACAAUGAAGUUAUUGAGAUUCAUUCUGUGUAGCAUUUUAAUAUUUAGUCAAGCUCAAAACUUCAUUUAGUUUUCCUAAUUUUACCAGAGAGUCUUGGUACACCAUCUACCAUAUAUAUCAGGCAGCAACAAUUUAGUUUUAUAGUUAACCCGACAUAUAUGAUGCAGUUAGAUACGUAGUUUCCUAGAAACAUUUGAUCUUUUAACACUCCCUAACUACUUCGAACUACUCCCUUCGCAUCUUCUUUCCCUCACCCCACCUUACAAUUGCUUGCUUAAUCCUAUGGCCUUUCCUUCCCAAGCUGACCAAGGACAACCCCAAAGCAUCGAGCACCUCUUUAAAUUGGAACACACCUUCCUCAUUGAUAGGAAAAGAGAAUAAUUGGCUCAUCUCCCUCAACCAUUUCUUAGUUUCAUUAGAACUCCUAUCCCCUCCCACUACCCUUGGCGUUACUAUGAUUGGUGGUCACCUUCUUAGAGACCACAAUCUCAUGGCAUUUCUUUCAACAUAUUCAUUUGUUAAAGUAUUACACUAUCCUCAACGUCAGAAUUGCUGAGCUUGUACUAUCUUUAUGUAAUAUUAAGAUUACUACUUGAGAAGAAGACAAUGUAGCUACACACCAUGGGGGAAGGGGGAUCUCUAUUUGCUAAACAGGUUCUAUAUAUCAUUAAGAGCAUUAAAUAUGCUAAAUUCUGUCAAAACACAGUAUCUGUACUAAGUGGUUGCACAGUUGAAUGUCAUAGUUUUGAACAGUUCAAUGAAACAGUAAAUCUUCUAAUGCACACACAUGAAAGCAGCGAGCAGAAAAUGACUGUAAAUAAACUAUCAAGUCAAAGUAGUGCAGAAAAAUAUUCUGAAAAGAGUUCUUGAAAUUUCAUUGCCUCUUCAUAGAAGAAAAAGGCAGAUAGCACAGAGGUUUAUUUACUGGGUAAUAAAAACAAACGGCAAAACAGAAUGUGUCAUUUUUCGUAUUCUCUAAUGACAUACUAUUUAGCAAAGCCACAGAAAUAUACCUGCGAGAAGUUAAUUCCACAAGCGAUGUGAACUUCUGGAGAAGGGAAUGCAACUACAAAAGAAUCAUUCAUCCUUGCAUGAACAGGUUCAUUAAGAAAAGGUGCCAUUUUCUCACAACUCUUUCCUCCCUGAUCUGUGGCCACCCUUAACCCAACUUGUUCAAUUGCUUCCACCCACUCCCUUUCAGAUCCAUCAAAAAUAGGAACCUGCGUCAGUUUAUUUGGAUACUAUUAGUCUCCUUGUGCAAUAUUCAGCGUAUUCUAUUUGCUGACCUGACCUUCAACUAGUUAUACAAAACUAGGGAGUUUAUGGAUGUGUCUGCCAAAUUUUAAAUCAAAGUUUAAUUGUUCAUACAAAUGGAGGAAAACUCGUCAUUUUUCAGUCGAGCUCCAGCUCCAGAGGUUGGUAAUUGCUGUGUCAUUCCUGAGUGUGCACUAAGGCCAUUAGUAGGCGAAGCUUCUCAAUUCUUGAGGGCACUCAAGAUCGAUUUACUGGAUAUGGAUGAUGCAAUUCCUGAAGCAGCUCUAAGGCCAUCAAAAGGGCAUUUGGAAAGGAGAUGGACCUGGCGUACAUAUGUUAAAUCCGCAGAGACUAUUUAUGAGGUGCUCAUGGCUCUCCAGGCUGCUGCUCUGCUUCCCUCUGCUUUCGCCAUUCCCAAAGUGGGAAAGUCUAGUGUUUCAUUGAAGGACUCUUUUCAUUUUGGAAUUUCACUCUCUGAUCAUGUCAAAGUUGAAUCCAGCUCUUCUGCAUUAAGAUUCAAGGUACCACCUAUAAAUUACACUAUUUUUUUCCCGAGUUUUGAGAAAAAAAUACAAGAAAUUCUAUAGAUUUGACAUAAUUGAACAAACCAAAUUAAGGUUAGAAUAAUUUAUCGAAUUAAAUUUUUUUUUA
Molecule: messenger RNA, 2058 nt
Organism: Camellia sinensis
Lineage: Eukaryota; Viridiplantae; Streptophyta; Magnoliopsida; Ericales; Theaceae
Product: methyl-CpG-binding domain-containing protein 9
Source: RefSeq, a predicted model, not a curated record